Molecule: messenger RNA, 1752 nt
Organism: Auxenochlorella protothecoides
Lineage: Eukaryota; Viridiplantae; Chlorophyta; Trebouxiophyceae; Chlorellales; Chlorellaceae
Product: Methyltransferase-like protein 16
Exons: 9
Coding region: 1-1752 (583 amino acids)
Biological process (GO): rRNA base methylation
Cellular component (GO): nucleus
Molecular function (GO): 23S rRNA (adenine(1618)-N(6))-methyltransferase activity
Source: RefSeq, a predicted model, not a curated record
AUGCGUAACCCGUCCGCCAGGAGUGUAGCACCUGUGCUUGCACUGAUGGUGCUCCUCGCGGCCAUGACCCCCACCCAAGCCCUUACCUUCGAGACGACAACCUCGCUGAGGGUGAGGCAUGUCGAGAGUUGGUCGUCUUCUGAAGGCAUCUUCCUCGGCAUCGGCGUCCGCUUCUGCUCGGGGCAGUUCCGAAGUGGCCUCCGCCACAGCCUCGGCGACGGCCUCGGCGGUCGCAAACCCACCGCCAUCGCUGAGGCCGUCGCCACCGCCAUGGCCUCAGCCGUCGCCCAGGCAUCAUGCUGCGGCGGCAGUAGCGCUGUGAAGGCCGCAGCACAGUCCAUCGCCACCGAGACCAAGAGCGCCAUCGCCAAGGCGGUGUCUGACUCUUCCGCAUCCGCCAGCAACGGUGGCACCAGCCAGGCCUCGGCUGUCUCGGAGGCUGUGGCGUCCGUCACCGCCACUGCCCUGGCAAAGGCCCUGGCGACCGUCUCCGGCUGCACAGCGUCUGCGGACACCUCUGCCACCGCCACCGUGACCACCGGCUCCCAGGGCAGCACCCCCAGCUCCGGGGGGUCGGCCGGCAGCAACGCCGGCGCGUCUGCCAGUGGCAACGGCGCCGCGUCCGCCAGCGGCAUGGCCGGCGCAUCCACGGGCUCCGCCUUCACCCCCAUGCCCUCCGUCAUCACCUUCCAGCCCUUCGCGUGCUUCGGCCCCGUCAAGGACAGCUGCUGCGUCAGCCCCUACCCCCAGACCUGCAACGGCGGGCAGUACACCAAGUGUGUCGCGGACCUCGAGGCCGUGAAGGAGGCCCUGCUGGCCUGCCCAGACGACCCUGAGCUCCUGGAGGCCAAGCAGCUCCUGGAGGAGUCCCUGGAGGGCGCUCAGGAGGAUGCGCGCCUGCCCGACGAUGGGACGCUGAUCCAAAAAGAUGGCUCCUGCUCCGCCUCGCCCAGUCUACCCCAGGCAGCGACGCCCCCGCCCGCCCCGCUGCCUCACGCCCCGCGCGUGGCGGGCCGUGGCGCGCCCAACAACGCCCGCAUCAACCCCCGCAGCCGGUACGCACAGGAGGAGCCCGACUUUGGCGACCUGGCGCAGGCCUACCCUUACCUCAGACCGUUCCUGGUCCCCAGGGGCACAGGCCGUCCCUCGCUCAAUUUCCGUGACCCGCGCGCCUGCGUGGCGCUGACGCGGGCGCUGCUGGCGCGCGACCACGGCCUGCGCUGGGACCUGCCGCCCGGCCACCUGGCGCCGCCGGUCACCGGGCGAGCCAACUACGUGCACUGGGUGCAGGACCUGCUGGCGCUGAGCGCGCCGGAGGGCGGGGAGGUGUGCGGCCUGGACGUCGGCACAGGGGCCAACCUGAUCUACCCGCUGCUCGGCGCGGCGCUGGCCGGCUGGCGGCCUGUGCGCACCGAGGCCUCGGCCGUGCUGCGCGCGCUGUGCGAGGCCGCGCGGGGAUCCGGGCGCGUGCUGCGCGAGGUGGAUCCCCAGGCAUUCUCGUUGACGGUCGAGGUGGGCGGCGGCGGCGGCGGCUUGGGGGGGGGCGUCGCAGCGGGCGCCAAGCGGCCGCGUGAGGCUCCCACCAGUGGUCCCGGGGACGACCGGGGUCCACACCCGGCGCUGGCUCGCUUCCAGGUGUUCCAGCAGGCGCGGGGCGAGCAGACGGUGGCGGCCAGCCUGGAGGGCGCGAGCGUGGGCGGGGACUUUGCGGAACUGGUGUCGGCCAUGUGGGCGGCCCUGGACGGGCUGUGA